Molecule: messenger RNA, 369 nt
Organism: Bipolaris victoriae FI3
Lineage: Eukaryota; Fungi; Ascomycota; Dothideomycetes; Pleosporales; Pleosporaceae
Exons: 1
Source: RefSeq, a predicted model, not a curated record
UACUCACCACGAACCGCCUUUUUGAAAAAAGACACGGAACCCUGCACUAGUAGUACAACGUCAACCUGCACAUGUCCCAUCUGCCACGAAACAAUCGCAAGCACAAACUCAACACGCGGACUGCGCAUCUGCAUACGAAACACCAAGACGGCAGCUCGAAUGUUCGUCUUGACCUACUACUACCAGCGCACUUACUCGACGGGCCACAAGAGCAGCAGUAACGUGCUGUUUCGGCCACGCAGCAAGCCGUCGCGCAGCAACUCGAUGAUGCGGAUUAAGCGGUGCGGGCACGCGUUUUGCUACGACUGCCUCGAGACGUGGGUGCAGAAGCAGAAUACUUGUCCCAUGUGCCGGGAUCGGCUGUUUAGU